UGGGUCUAUUAUAUAACUUCAUGUACCUCUGCGAUUGUUAAGCGCAAAGGUAGUGUAACUCGAAACAUAUUAAGCGUAACUAGACAGUGAAUGUUUCCUGGUCGAGUUUGUCCGAGUUCUUCCGAUUGUUGGUAACCGCGUGAAGGUCUUGCUUCCCAUCCGUGGUACGGGCCUAUGGAGACAACCAACAAAACAAAACAUUGUAUAAGAAUUCCGUUGUCCAGCUUGAAGGUCAGAUUUGUAUAACUCCUCCACGCGUCUUCUGUGGAAUUCAGCCCUACAUAACAAAGGCUUUCUCUCCAACUUUAUAAAAUAUGUCCUCCCAACGAACACCAUUACGAUCCCACCUUCAGAAUGCGUUCAGGCCCCUGUUGCAACGUCAAGCAGGCCCUCUCAGAGUUACUCGAGCGAUAUCAACGAACAGGUCCAUCUACAAACCAAGCAAGAACAGCUACAAUCUCUUGCAGACAAAAUGGGACAAGACGAAGGUGUACAGGCCACACGCAAUGGAAAAUGGUUCAGUAUUGGCGCAGGUCGGUCAAGCCAAAGAUAUCAUCGGAUCGAAUGCGAAAAUCGAUGCGCUCUAUACGCCAAACUAUUCUGGUGCCGACACGGAGAAAACAUACCAGGCACACCCAGGCGGAUACGAGCCCGUCAAGAGCAAGAUCGCCGAAGCCAAGCGCGAGAUGCUGGACAGGAUUAGCAAGUGUCAACCACUAAAGCGUCUGGCGCGAAAGAUGGUUGAAAGCCUCCCGGAUGAGCCCUCGGUAAUCGAGGAAUUCGAUGAAGAGCAUAAAGAGCACCAGGAGCGGAUAAGAGGAGAACAACGGAUUGCUUAUGCCAGUUUCUGCAUGAUGGGCUUUAGCGUCGGGCUACUAUUGAUGAUCUGGUAGUCGUUGGAGAAUAAGAUACGGAUGAGCGUGACGAGAUCCAGAUGAGUGAGAUGCGCUUGAUUGAGAGACUAGGCACUAGAUGUGGGGGUUGACUGUUGUAAAGUCCAACCGCCGGUGAAGGAUGGCGACAGAUUUCUUUC
Cucurbitaria berberidis CBS 394.84 is the source of this 1033-nucleotide messenger RNA. RefSeq lists its product as uncharacterized. The record is from RefSeq and is a predicted model, not a curated record. The transcript has 2 exons. The coding region runs from base 315 to 893 and encodes 192 amino acids. Lineage: Eukaryota; Fungi; Ascomycota; Dothideomycetes; Pleosporales; Cucurbitariaceae.